UUUCUCUGCUGCUGGAUGGUGCGGUACAGGAGCGCAGCGCAUGCAGGACGGCACCGGGUUCUUCCCUUCUGUCUGAUGGAGACAGGCUGAGGAGGGACAAGGUCCGGUCCGGCAGAGACCACCUCGAGGAUCCUCGCGGGGAAGGAGUGCGUUCCCGCUGCUGGAAACGCCGUGAGGAGCAGCCACGGAACAGGGGAACGAGAGUGACGACAGUAGAGAUCCUCCAUCCUCUGAAGGUCUCCUGCCUCUCUUCCAGACCGUGUCUCAGAGAUUGUGCUUAACAUACAUGCUCCCAAGAGUGUGUAGCUUGUAGAGUCAAGAGGAGUGUUUAGUGUGUGUGUGUGUGUGUGUGUGUGUGUGUGUGUGUGUGUGUGUGUGUGUGUACUUGAAGCUCAGACAUGGGCUCAGUGGGAGCAGAGCGCCGCAGGCCAACGCCACAGAUUCCAGAGGAGAGGGAUGUGUGGAGGGAUGGAGGAAGAGCUGGAUGGAGGGAUGGAGGAAGGGAGGGCUGGAGAGAGGGGAGAGAGGGAAGAGAGAGCGGCGUGGUGCAGAGCUACAGCUUUGACUCGUACCAGCUAGAGGAGGAGGAGAUCAGUAAAGAUGCCCCCGAGCGAGGAGUGCUGGCUCUGUCCGAGCCCGGUAAGGGGGUUUCUGUUGUCUAUCUCUGUGUGUGUCUGUUUUACUUCACUGAUGUGGACUACCUACACCACAAGUUUGAAGGGACAUCCAUAGUGUUCGACAUGAGCCUGACGUACAUCCUGGUGGCUCUGCUGGCCGUCAUCCUCAACAACGUGCUGGUAGAGAGACUCAGCAUGCACACCCGAAUCACUGUGGGUUACAUCUUCGCUCUCGGACCGCUGGUCUUUGUCAGUGUGUUUGAUGUGUGGCUGGCCAAGUUCACCACCAGGCAGGCUUAUAUUAUCAACCUCGUGUCAGUGGGAGUGGUAGCCUUUGGAUGUACAGUGCAGCAGUCUAGUUUCUAUGGUUACAUGGGAAUGCUGCCCAAGAGGUACACACAGGGGGUGAUGACCGGAGAGAGUACAGCUGGUGUGAUCAUCUCCCUGUCGCGGAUCUUCACCAAGCUACUGAUCCCCGACGAGAGGAGGAACACGCUCAUCUUCUUCCUCGUCUCCAUCAGCAUGGAGAUGCUCUGCUUCCUGCUUCACCUGCUGGUCCGCCGCUCCCAGUUUGUCCGCUACUACACCAGCCACUCCCAGGGCAAAGGCCCGGCCAGAGGCCACGACCCGCGGGACAACGGGACCGGGUACAGAGUGCACCAUGAUGUCAUCGCAGAGGAAGGAAACGGCGGGACAGCAGCACCGAUCACAACAGAGGAAGGCGUUGAGGACUUUGAGGGUGGGACGUAUGUGCGGUUCGACGCCCCGAAAGCCAAGAUAAGGAGGAGCUGGCCUGGUGUCCGCGACAUGAUCUUGCAUCGUUAUGUGGUGUCCCGUGUGAUCUGGGCCUACAUGCUGUCUAUAGCAGUGACCUACAGCAUCACCCUGUGUCUGUUCCCCGGGCUGGAGUCAGAGAUUCGAAACCCCACCUUAGGAGAGUGGCUCCCCAUUCUCAUCAUGGCCACCUUCAACAUGUCGGACUUUGUUGGCAAGAUUCUGGCAGCGCUGCCGUACGACUGGUCCGGAGGCCGCCUGCUCUUCUUUUCCUGCCUGAGAGUGGUCUUCAUCCCUCUGUUCGUCAUGUGUGUGUACCCGGCCAGCGCACCCACCCUGUCCCAUCCUGCCUGGCCCUGUCUCUUCUCCCUCCUUAUGGGAGUCACCAACGGCUACUUCGGGUCUGUGCCGAUGAUCCAGGCUGCGGGCAAAGUGCCGCCCGAACAGAGGGAGCUGGCAGGGAACACCAUGACGGUGUCCUAUAUGACAGGCUUGAUGGUGGGCUCCGUCGUGGCGUACGCGGCUUACAGCUUCGCAGCUCCGCCGUGCGUCACCUAUCUCACGCCUGUCAACACCACUGCGUUUUGAAUGUCCACGCACUUAAUUAAACAAACCCAUAUAAACACACAGACAUGUACACACACCUGCAGCCAUUUACACGUGCGAGAUCCUGGCAAGAAGAAGCAACGCUGACUGAUGGACUCGAGUCCAGCAGCAGAGGCCAAGAAGUCAUCUGUAAUGAACCCUUUAAAGGUGAUUGAUUCUCUUUUGUCCAGAUUAAGCUUCGAUUUGGCUCACUGGAUAAAGGAAGAGGAAUAAGAUACAACAAAAAAUAUGAUAAACCAUAAAAAUGCAGCAGAUUUCUCCACUCUCUAAUUCACCAGUCACCUUCAAAUGUCACGGCUCUGCUGUGAUGAACUUUUCCCUGGAGGUGAAGAACGGGAGCUGUGUGUCUGUCAGAGAGCCAACAGAAGCCCUUUGAGUGUCUCACAGUGAAAUUAUUGUCUGCAUGUGUGUGCGAACAGACCGGCUGGCAUUUGUACAGUGUAUAAUCAAGUGGUUUUUCACUGCAGGGAACCAACGGCUAGCAGUAUUUGGGGAGACCUUGUGUCAAGGGUCACAUAUGUGACAUUUCACGAUUGUUAGUAUUCGAGCAGAAACGAGGUGUCAGUGUGGGCUUUUCUGGACCAGUUGUUCCGAAUGUUUCCUCAUUAUGAUCUCUGAAAACCUCUGACUACACCAUUCAAAAACAACAACCAGAGCAACUUAAAGGGGGCCACAUUUAAGUCACAGUGAAACAGAAGCCCCUGAUAUGACAUAUCUGUGAGUAUAAUGGAAUAUGUGAAAUUAUGACACAGAUUUAAAUGAUUGGAAAUGCAAACAAUAUUUUUUGCAGACUGAAAUCCAGUCUCCCCAAAUCCAAAAUCCCAUCUGAUUGGAUAAGUUUAAGUAAAGGGGAUUUAAUAUAAAAAAACUCCAAAAAGAUUUUUGACAUGUAUUUAGCAUAGAAUAAGUGAUAACUGAAAAGUUAACACGGCAAACACAAAAUAAGAACUUGGAAAAUGUUUUUAUAUUUUAUUUGACUGUAAAUUACAGUUUUCUAUUAGUGACAUUCAAGAUACUGUCAAAAAAUCCAUCCUUUUUGUAGACAACUGGACUUUAUCUUGAUUGGCUUCCCUCAACAAAAUUGUCCUGAUUGCCACUCCAUCUCGUCUGUCUCCAUUCAGCUGCUUUUUUGAAUCUGAAUUGGAAAGUUGUAUUUAUUUUCAUACAUUACUCUUAUCCGCCUUAUAUGAUCUGAAAAGAGAAACAAGUAAUGCUGAACGUUUAUGGAGUGAUCAUGAUUAUGGGGAUUAGCAGCUGCUGCUCUGUGUUAUUUUUAUUUACAAUAAUGCUAAAAGAAGAUGAGAGUAAGCUGAUUUCUGGCUGUUCAGUGACAUUGACUACACUUCUUGCACCCUCUGAUGGCUGGAAAGAGAACAAAAAGUUGGUAUGAAUUUACCAGAUGAGGUCACGUGAUGAUAGCUGUGUCUUGCAGUUGUGUUUAAAAAAAAAAAAGGUCUGCGUCCCCUCUGUGUCCCUCUGAACGGUGUCUGUGGGUAACAUCCAUGUAAUGAUGGGGGAUGUUAUAGGGAGACAAAUACGUGCCAAAAAAAGUCUGCCUGUUUCUCAUCUGUGUUCGUAACUCAGAAAAGAGUGAAUGUAAUUAAAGUUGUAAAUAUAUAGAAUGAAAUGCACUCAAGGCAGUGACGAGUUCUUAUUUUAUUCAUGUAAAAGCCUAUAGAAAAUAUCAGAUUCAUAUUUUUUGUAGCUUUUUUUUUAGUAGAAUCGAUCCAGAGAGCCCCCGUUUCCUUUUAUUUUUUCAGCCUCUCCAGCUUCUUAGCUCCUCGACGUUUCCUGUAGGAUUUGGUGAAUUUUUCAAGAGGUUCUCCUGGCAUUGCAGAGUUCAGACUUAUACAUUAUAAAGAAAACAGGCUGCUGUGUAGAAAGUGCACUACAUUAUGAAGGUGACAGCUUGAAUGGAGCCUAACGUUGGCGCUGUUUGACGAAGGGUAGGUGCCAUUUGGGAGCUAACCUCAUUACUGUAUGUAUGUCCCACUGUGCUGACGGUGCCACAUUGCCUGAGGCCUCUCUCCUCUCUGAGCUGCUGGGUUUAAAGGUGUUUUAAGCUAUUUUUGGUCAGAUGUAUCAUUAAAGGACAUGAAAAGUC
Messenger RNA from Perca fluviatilis (European perch), 4101 nucleotides. It is a transcript of the gene slc29a4, whose product is annotated as solute carrier family 29 member 4. Lineage: Eukaryota; Metazoa; Chordata; Actinopteri; Perciformes; Percidae. The transcript has 11 exons. Gene Ontology annotation, biological process: nucleoside transmembrane transport. Gene Ontology annotation, cellular component: plasma membrane. The record is from RefSeq and is a predicted model, not a curated record. Bases 399 to 1979 code for a protein of 526 amino acids. Gene Ontology annotation, molecular function: monoamine transmembrane transporter activity; nucleoside transmembrane transporter activity.